This is a messenger RNA of Gossypium raimondii (Peruvian cotton), 1028 nucleotides long. Its product is annotated as ADP-ribosylation factor. The coding region runs from base 170 to 715 and encodes 181 amino acids. NCBI's taxonomy places the organism in Eukaryota, Viridiplantae, Streptophyta, Magnoliopsida, Malvales, Malvaceae. Gene Ontology annotation, biological process: vesicle-mediated transport; intracellular protein transport. Gene Ontology annotation, cellular component: cytoplasm. Gene Ontology annotation, molecular function: GTPase activity; GTP binding. The record is from RefSeq and is a predicted model, not a curated record. The transcript is spliced from 7 exons.
CCCAAAAAUUAAAGAAAAAAACAAACGACGUUCCGUCAAGUGAAGAUCCAUGUUUGGAUCUAUAAAUACCCCAUCUCCAAACCUGCCCAACUCCUUUCAUUUUGAGAGGGGUAGAUCUUCGUUCAACCACGCCUAAUAACCGCUCGGAUUUUUCUCAGACGUGAAAAAAAUGGGGCUGUCUUUCACCAAGCUAUUCAGCCGGCUAUUUGCCAAAAAGGAGAUGCGUAUACUGAUGGUUGGGCUUGAUGCUGCUGGUAAAACCACCAUUCUUUACAAGCUGAAGUUGGGAGAGAUUGUCACUACCAUUCCCACCAUCGGUUUCAAUGUUGAGACCGUUGAAUACAAGAACAUCAGCUUCACUGUUUGGGAUGUUGGCGGCCAGGACAAGAUCCGACCAUUGUGGAGACACUAUUUCCAAAACACACAAGGACUUAUUUUCGUGGUUGAUAGCAAUGAUCGUGACCGUGUGGUUGAAGCUAGAGAUGAGUUGCACAGGAUGUUGAAUGAGGAUGAGUUGAGGGAUGCUGUGCUGCUAGUAUUUGCAAACAAGCAAGAUCUUCCAAAUGCUAUGAAUGCUGCUGAGAUUACCGACAAGCUUGGCCUUCAUUCUCUCCGCCAGCGUCACUGGUAUAUCCAGAGUACAUGCGCCACAUCUGGUGAAGGACUGUACGAGGGACUGGACUGGCUCUCAAACAACAUUGCAAACAAGGCAUAGAUGGCGUAAUUGACUUGUCUGUCUCAGAAAAUGCCAGCCCCUUUCGGAAUUAUUGAUGUUUCUACGUCCGUUAAAAUGUUUUGGUUUUUCAUGUUCUUUUGUUUCUUGCAAACUUUGUCAUUUGUUGCUUCUUGUAGUUUAAGAAUAAUUGGUAAAAUUUUCGGUUUCUAUUGUUGGUCUUGGUAGUUGGAAAAAAAAAAUGUAUUGUUUUCCCCAAUCUCGAGGUCAUUCCUUUCUUGAUGGAAAUUAACAGGUUAAGUCGGUUUCUUUAAUCUUUAAAUAUAAAGAUACCAAAUUUCUUUGGAUUCUUUAA